CGAACUUUCAACCAUGCAGUCGGCGCUCUACCUUGCCGUGCUAUCACUCCUGGCAGGACAGACAAUAGCAGCGAAGGCACCGGACUGGAGGUCAAGGUCCAUAUACCAAGUCUUCACCGAUCGAUUCGCACGCACAGAUGGCAGCACGACACACCCCUGCGACGUCAAGAACAACAUCUACUGCGGCGGGACAUGGAAGGGCAUCGAGAACAAGCUCGACUACAUCAAGAACAUGGGGUUCACUGCUAUCUGGAUAUCCCCCAUCACCGCCCAAGUAGACGGCGCCUACCACGGAUACUACCAAACCGACCUCUACAACGUGAACUCACACUUCGGCACAGCCGCAGACCUCAAGUCCCUUAGCACCGCACUGCACUCCCGCGGCAUGUACCUCAUGGUCGACGUCGUCCCCAACCACAUGGGCUGGGCGGGAUGCCACGACACAGUCGACUACAGCCACUUCUCCGUCCUCAACUCGCCCAGCUACUACCACACCUACUGCGAGCUCAACGACAUGCGCAACCAAACCGAAGUCGAGCAAUGCUGGCUCGGAGGAAACUGCGACAUCACAAUGCCAGACCUCAACACCACCCACCCAACCGUCAUCUCCUCUCUCCAAUCCUGGAUCCGCGCCCUCGUCUCCAACUACACCAUCGACGGCCUCCGCAUCGACAGCGUCAAGAACGUGCACCCCACCUUCUUCCCGCCCUUCUGCGCCGCCGCCGGCGUCUUCUGCAUGGGCGAGGUGUCGGAAGGGCUCGCGAACUACACAUAUCCCUACCAGCAGUACAUGGACUCGGUGCUCGACUACCCGCUCUCGUACGCCAUCACCCGCGUCUUCCAGCGCAAAUCCAACAUGGCCGACCUCGUCGUCAAUCUCGCGGCAUGCACGCAGGAUGAGAACGCAGGGUGUCGCGACGCGACGCUGCUGGGCACGUUCUUCGAGAACCACGAUAAUGCGAGGUUCGCAUCCGCGACGAAGGAUGUGAGUCUCGUGCGGAACGCGCUGGCGUUCGCGGUGCUGAGCGAUGGGAUUCCGAUCGUGUAUCAGGGCCAGGAACAGCACUUUGAUGGCGGGGACGACCCGGGGUGUAGGGAGGCGGUGUGGUUGAGUGGGUUUGAUACGAGCGCGCCGUUGUAUAGGCAUGUGGCGUAUUUGAAUCAGAUUAGGAAUCAUGUCGCGGCGAGGGAGGGGGGUUAUUUGGGGUACUGGACGCGGGUGCUGAAUUACACGGAGGAUACGAUUCAGUUGAGGAAGGAUGUGAUUAGGACGGUGCUGACGAAUCAGGGGGAGAAGGCGAGGUCGGGGACGCUGAAGACGAAGGGGAUGGAGUUUGCGAAGGGGGCCGCCGUGGUGGAUGUUUUGACUUGUGGGAAGUAUACUGCGGGGAAUGAUGGCGAGGUGGAUGUCAAGAUGGAGAAGGGGUAUCCGGUCGUUUUGGUGCCGGAGGUGACGUUGAAGGGCAGUGGCAUGUGCGGUCAGUCGUGA
Messenger RNA from Aaosphaeria arxii CBS 175.79, 1489 nucleotides. RefSeq names its product glycoside hydrolase family 13 protein. The transcript has 3 exons. The record is from RefSeq and is a predicted model, not a curated record. Gene Ontology annotation, biological process: carbohydrate catabolic process. Gene Ontology annotation, molecular function: calcium ion binding; alpha-amylase activity. Lineage: Eukaryota; Fungi; Ascomycota; Dothideomycetes; Pleosporales. Bases 14 to 1489 code for a protein of 491 amino acids.